GUGGCGCUGUUUCGCAGUUUCUGUCGAACUCGCCAUUCCAUGUAAUAAAGAGAACGGGAAAAUGGGGGAAGCAGAGGCUGUUCAAACAGACGAAAAACAGGCAGAUCUGGGACUCAGCCCAACCGAAGAGUCGGUUAUUUGGAGCCAAGAAGUGGAGGUGUGCCUUUUCCAUGCUAUGCUGGGCCACAAACCUGUUGGAGUAAAUCGUCACUUUCACAUGAUUUGCAUUCGUGAUAAAUUCAGCCAGAAUAUCGGCAGACAAGUGUCAUCAAAAGUCAUAUGGGACCACCUAGGAACAAUGUAUGAUAUGCAAGCCCUGCAUGAAUCAGAAAUUUUGCCGUUUCCCAACUCUGAAAAGAGUUUUGUUCUGCCUGAGGAAAUUAUACAAGAAGUGAAAGAAGGGAAGCUGGUGACAGAUGACGAAGUGAAAGAAGAAAUCAAAGAAGAGAGAGAUCCACCUGCGACACACGAAGAAGGCAGCAAUUCCUCUGUGAAGAUGACCGAAAAAGCCAGCAGCAAAGACAAGGAGAAAGACAGAGAGAGGGCUUCAAGUGAGAGCGGGUCAGACAAGAGGAAGAGGAACCGUGUGACUGAGAAAGUGCUCCUCUCCAACAGUAACCCCUCCAGCCCGGGUGGGUCCAAGCGCCGCAGGACGUAGCCAGCAGGGGUCACCGUCGAGCUGCCACCGUGGUCAGUCGUGACGCAGCGGGAAGACCGCGCUCUCAGUGCAGAUCUGUGAGGCCAGGAGCGUGGAGACGACAUGCGACAACGCACCAAAAAGGGGAUGCAAAGAAUCAUGAGAGGAGUUGAUUUUACAAUGCUAAGAGCGUACAGGCGUUUUUAAGAUUAGAUUAGAUCGUGGGGAAGAAAGAAGCCUUAAACCCAGACAAAAAGUUGGUCCCGCACAGUCCAAGGCAACCACUGUCGUUAGUUUGAAUUGGUUAAUGGUAAGGUUUGUGUACUUGGUGAGAUUUUACAUCACACUGUGAAAGGUUUGUAGGUAAUUCUGCUGACAUGUAGCAUUGUCUGUGGCCUAGAUGUCACUGAACAGACUUUUGAAUUAAAAACAAUGGCCCGGAGUCACACGUGCUGUUUGGAUAGAUGGAAGAACUUCUCCCUCAUGCACAACCCGACAGUGAUAAUAACUGAAAGAAAUUUGUUUUAGUUGUUGUGGCGCUAGGUUCAGUUCAUUGCAAAUAUCCAACCUUUUUCCUGGAGAAAUGUGAGUUGACAUUUUUCACGGUGUUUGCUGGAAGACCAUACUGUCACAGUAUUGUUCCCUUUGAGCCUAACAUUGACAAGUAAUUGUACUGAAUGUGUGCUUAUCAUUUUCCAGCAAUGCAGAACCAGGAGCUGGACUUUGAAGUUUUUCCUUAGAAAUCAUGGUAUCACUUUACUUGAACCUGGGCAAGACAAAAUACUUGCCAUAAUCAUUCAUGACUGUUUAUGACAAAUACUUUGACACCUCACCUAUGUUGCAUACUAAAUAUACAAUAUACAUAGCACAUGUAUUGCAUACUAUCCAUAAAUAUGCAUACAUGCACAUAUAACUGUAAAUAUAUCCGUUUGCAGCAGGCUUCAUUGUCAAAGAAUUUGCCAUAAACUCAUAGGUGAAUGAAUGAUAGGUGAAUGACUGACAAUUACUGGUGUUGUGUUUUCAACAUCAUUAUGGUUUUUAAGGAGGGUUCCAUUAAAGGUACAGAAAUCCAGGCAGCUCCGGGUUUUUUUUGCCUUGAUGAUAUGAGAAUCCUGUAGUGUAUGACAGCCAUGGACACUUUUUUCCAUUCAGUGCUAUUACAGUGCUGACUGCUUGAUUGCUGAUUAUACCCUGUAGCCAGUGCACUCUGUAGCCAGUAAAUCUGAAGCAUUUUUUUCCACACACAGCCUAAAUUUCAUUGUGUCCAUUCCUAUAAUGAAAAGCAUGUGAGAUUGAUGGUGCAUGUUGUAAUGUUGAUUUUACUGUUUUUUGUCUCAUUUAUCAAUUUAUGUCUGUCAGUGGUCCCCAGUUGAAUACAGUGGAGGACCUGUCUGGCUAAGUGGCCAUCAACAAAAUUCAGGAAUAAUUGCACUCAUUCUUUUUUAUUGGCUUUUGUAUUUUGUC
Messenger RNA from Megalops cyprinoides (Indo-Pacific tarpon), 2101 nucleotides. It is a transcript of the gene mrgbp, whose product is annotated as MRG/MORF4L binding protein. The record is from RefSeq and is a predicted model, not a curated record. NCBI's taxonomy places the organism in Eukaryota, Metazoa, Chordata, Actinopteri, Elopiformes, Megalopidae. Gene Ontology annotation, biological process: regulation of transcription by RNA polymerase II. The transcript has 5 exons. Gene Ontology annotation, cellular component: nucleus; NuA4 histone acetyltransferase complex. The coding region runs from base 62 to 658 and encodes 198 amino acids.